AUGUAUCGCGAUGAUGCUUCGACGGGUAUUGAAAGCAAGAUCUCCAACGCGCACGAAAGCGCCAAGGAUCUCCAAGCUCUACUCCACGCCUGGAACAUGGAGUCGUUCAACCACACACAAACCAGACAGGCUCUUAAGGUCAUCCAUCGGCUGGAAAUGAGUCGUCGCAAGGGCGUUGAGGGCCUGCGGAAGGAGCAAGACCGGCAGGUGGCGAAACUAAGAGUGCAAUCCAUCAGCUACCCGGGGGCUCUGAACGCGUCAAGGAAGCAUUCCGCCACCCACGGCUACGGGGGUACCCAGGACGACCCUUGGGAAGUCUCCCAAGGGCUGGCAGGCAGGGAGGCGAUUUCUUGUCGACGAGGACUUGCCAAUCGUCCCAACUCGAACGAAGAGCUUCCUGUCACAGUGGUGGCCAUGCCUAAGGUAGAGACGGGAUAUUCGGCAAGAGAAAAGCUGUGGAGAGCUUUCCUAGCCCACAGGCAGCUGGCCCUUGGCAGAGGUGCUCUUGCAUGCGUGGCGCAGUUGUCGGAGCAGAGUACGUUUACGUUGGAGAGGCGGAUAUCCACGGCCAAUCUCAUGAUAGGCGAACAGGGGUGCGUGCUGCGCUUGGGUGGCCUUCGCUGGGGCGCCGAGAUCCACGGAGUAGGACAAGCGACGGAGACUGCGCUGCGGCGGAGAGAUACCGAUCUUUGCCUCGGGCUCGCAGAAACGCUCGAGGGACUUCUGGGGUUUGGACGCUCCAAAGAUGAUGAUGAGACCGGGGCGGAGGACAACAACCCGGCAGACUCCAAGGAGCUGGGAUCUAAUACACAGGACAAGAUGUCGCUGAUGCUCGUCAACGUUUUGUCGUGGCUGCGUCUUCCGGCAGGGUCCAGGGAAGGGAUCACACUGAAAGGACUUCUAGGACACCAGUACUUCGCCCCGCUUCGGCACACGGACGUUGAAAGCGAGAUACCGAGCGCAUGGAAAACCCUGAUGGAUCAAGGGAAAGAGGUUUAG
This is a messenger RNA of Ectocarpus siliculosus, 999 nucleotides long. The record is from the annotation of a GenBank genome assembly. Lineage: Eukaryota; Phaeophyceae; Ectocarpales; Ectocarpaceae.